GCCAUGGCCGCCUCCACCAUGUCUGUCUGCUCUGAUGCUUGCACCAACUCCUCCUGGCAGGUGGACGACUGCCCAGAGAGCUGCUGUGAGCCCUGCGGCUGUGCCCCUAGCUGCUGCCAGCCCAGCUGCUGUGCUCCUUGCUGUGCCCCCAGCUGUUGUGUCCCCAGCUGUUGCCAGGCCAGCUGCUGUGCCCCAACCCCUUGCCUCCUCUGCACCCCAGUGAGCUGUGUGUCCAGCCCCUGCUGCCAGUCUUCCUGCUGCACACCCUCAUGCUGCCAGCAGUCUAGCUGCCAGCCAGCUUGCUGCACCUGCUCCCCCUGCCAGCAGUCCUGCGGUGUGACCCUUUGCUGCAAGCCUGUCUGCUGUGUGCCAGUCUGCUGUGGUGCUUCCUCCUCAUGCCAGCAGUCUAGCUGUGAGCCCUCUUGCUGCACCUCCUCCCCCUGCCAGCAGUCCUGUGGUGUGACCCUUUGCUGCAAGCCUGUGUGCUGCACACCCAUCUGCUCUGAAUCCUGCUGCCAGCAGUCUAGCUGCCAGUCCUCCUGCUGCCAGCCCUCCUGCUGUGUGACCCUGUGCUGCAGGCCUGUGUGCUGCACACCCAUCUGCUCUGCCUCCUCCUCCUCCUGCUGCCAGCCCUCCUGCUGUGCUCCUGUGUGCUGCAAGCCUGUGAGCUGCAAGCCCUGCUCCAGCCUGUCCCUGCUGUGCAGCCCUGUGUGCAGACCUGCCUGCUGUGUGCCCACCUCCUCCUGCUGUGCCUCCUCCUGCCAGCCCAGCUGCUGUCGCCCAGCCUCCUGUGUGUCCCUGCUGUGCCGCCCUGCCUGCUCCAGACAGGCCUGCUCUGGACAGAAGUCCACCUGCUGAUGGGCUGUCUACUGUAGGCUUGUGUCUUCCUGAUCUCUCUCAGCCCCUUACUCUGCUCCUGAUGUAGGACCAUCCCAGGACAGAGCCCCAAUACGUUCUAUACACCGGCUUGAACUAUCACCCUCACUCCCAGGAGCCCUACCUGCAUCCUAGAUUAUUGUCCCUCCAUUCUGUGUCUCUCAUCUUUGGCACCAGCCAUUC
Rattus norvegicus (Norway rat) is the source of this 1059-nucleotide messenger RNA. It is a transcript of the gene Krtap10l1, whose product is annotated as keratin associated protein 10 like 1. NCBI's taxonomy places the organism in Eukaryota, Metazoa, Chordata, Mammalia, Rodentia, Muridae. The transcript has a single exon. The record is from RefSeq and is marked predicted. The coding region runs from base 4 to 858 and encodes 284 amino acids.